AUGGCAGACCGUUUCUUCCCCAACGACAUGCCAGAUUUUGUUCAAGAAACUCCGGUGAAAGAAUCAGCAGUUGGGUCUUCUGAAGUACCCAAAGACUCACUUACUAGGCUUCUUCACCUUCCUUACAAAACCCUGUCUGAAGGGCUCAAGAAAGAAGCUUUGGACCUCAAAGAAACUAUAGUCAAGGAGACAUGGGGAGGAAGAGGAAAGCGUGUGAGUGACUAUACAUUGUAUACUGGAGCUCUUGGGACUGCUUUAUUAUUGUUUAAAGCUUACCAAGUUACUAAAAACCAGAAUGAUCUUGCUCGAUGCUCUGAGAUCAUUAGAGCCUGUCGCUCUGCUUCCCAAGGCUCUGGGCGUGUCACUUUCAUAUGUGGGGAAGCAGGUGUAUGCGCUCUUGGUGCUGUAGUUGCAAAGCACGCUGGUGAUGAACAAUUGUGUGACCAAUAUUUAACCCAAUUCAAAGAGAUCAAGCUUCCGAAGAAUCUUCCAAAUGAACUGUUGUAUGGGAGAGCAGGGUUCUUGUGGGCAUGUUCUUUCUUAAACAAAAAUAUUGGCAAAGACACAAUAUCUACUGCACGAAUGAGGUCUGUUGUUGAUGACAUCAUAAAGUCUGGUCGACAAUUAGCAAAAGGAAGAUGUCCACUGAUGUAUGAAUGGCAUGGGAAAAAAUACUGGGGAGCUGCCCAUGGGCUAGCUGGGAUUAUGUAUGUUUUAAUGGACAUGGAUCUGAAACCAGAUGAGCUGGAGGAUGUCAAGGGCACCCUAUGUUACAUGAUUAAAAAUCGGUUUCCCAGUGGAAACUAUCCUUCAAGUGAAGGAAGUGAUUCAGACCGUCUUGUGCAUUGGUGCCAUGGUGCUCCUGGUGUUGCACUCACCCUUGUGAAAGCAGCUGAGGUUUUUGGCAGCAAAGAGUUCCUACAAGUAGCUAUCGAUGCAGGAGAGGUUGUUUGGAAUCGAGGCCUACUUAAACGAGUUGGAAUUUGUCACGGCAUCAGUGGAAAUACCAAUGUAUUUCUUUCUCUGUACCGAUUGACAGGAAACUUGAAGUUCUUGUAUAGGGCCAAAGCAUUUGCUUGCUUUCUGCAUGACAAGGCUCAAAUUCUCAUAUCAGAGGGCAUUAUGCAUGGUGGUGAUCACCCAUAUUCACUGUUUGAAGGCAUUGGAGGAAUGGCCUAUCUGUUUCUGGAUAUGAAUGAACCAUCUGAGGCUAGGUUUCCGGCAUAUGAACUGUAG
Fraxinus pennsylvanica is the source of this 1236-nucleotide messenger RNA. NCBI's taxonomy places the organism in Eukaryota, Viridiplantae, Streptophyta, Magnoliopsida, Lamiales, Oleaceae. The record is from the annotation of a GenBank genome assembly.